Molecule: messenger RNA, 2210 nt
Organism: Stegastes partitus (bicolor damselfish)
Lineage: Eukaryota; Metazoa; Chordata; Actinopteri; Pomacentridae
Gene: utp4
Product: UTP4 small subunit processome component
Exons: 17
Coding region: 81-2138 (685 amino acids)
Biological process (GO): maturation of SSU-rRNA from tricistronic rRNA transcript (SSU-rRNA, 5.8S rRNA, LSU-rRNA)
Cellular component (GO): 90S preribosome; small-subunit processome; t-UTP complex
Molecular function (GO): protein binding; RNA binding
Source: RefSeq, a predicted model, not a curated record
AUCAACGUGGCUGGCGAUGUUUUCAAGCGUGUGGCGAUAAUUUAGAGGAAAGUUUAGUGACUGUGAGGACAAAAAGCAGAAUGGGUGAGUUCAAGGUGCACCGUGUUCGCUUCUUCGACUACAUGCCCAGCGCCAUCCGAGCCAUGGCGUUCAACCACCGGACGGAGCGGCUGGCUGUGGCCCGGAGUGAUGGAGCGGUGGAGAUCUUCAACUUCACUGACAGCUACUACCAGGAGAAGGUGAUCCCCGGUCGGGACGGCAGAGCUGUGGAGGCUCUGUGUUGGGUCGGUCAGCGUCUGUUUAGCGCCGGUUUGAACGGUGAGAUCACAGAGUACGACCUGGAGAACCUGAGGCCUCAGUACAUUGUGGAGGCCUACGGAGGACCGAUCUGGACCAUCAGCUGCAACAGCCAGGGGACUCAUCUGGCGGUGGGCUGUGAGGACGGAACAGUGAAGCUGUUUGAGAUCCUGAAGGAGAAGAUUCAGUUCCAAAGAAACCUCGACAGGCAGAAAAGUCGCAUCAUAUCUCUGUGCUGGCAUCCCUCUGGUGCACAGAUCGCUGCUGGAAUGAUGGACAUGAUCAAAAUCUUUGACACAGAGACCGGCCGAGCGACCCACCGGCUGCUGGUGGAGAGAGGAGUGGGGACGUCCAAAACCCGGGAGGUGGUGGUCUGGAGCGUCGCCUUCCUGUCCGACAACACCAUCGUCAGUGGCGACUCGGCGGGGAAGGUGCAGAUCUGGGACGGGUCCAUGGGGACUCUGGUCCGAACCCACCUGGUCACCAAGUGGGACGUUCUGGCGCUGUCGGUGUCGCAGGAUGAGAGCAGUUUGAUCGCCGGGACGUCGGAGGGAACCGUCGUCCAGUUCCAGUUCCUCUCCUCCACUGUGGACCGACAGGACCCCGAGUGGGUCAGAACCAGGACCUUUAAGAGCCACUCGCAUGACGUGAGGGCGCUGGUUCUGACCGACACCGCCGUGGUUUCUGGAGGUAUGGACACCCAGCUGUCAGUGCGCCCCCUGCUGGACAAAGUGGAGAAGAACACACAGGAGGCGGCGCAGCGCAAGAUCGCGUUUCCUCAUAGAAACCUCGUCAGCUGUGCGAAGAAAGCCGGACUGCUGCUCUUCCAGUUUCCUGAUCAUUUGGAGCUUUGGAGGCUCGGAGAGAGCGACGGGAACGGGAAGCCUGGCGACAGUUUGCCUUUGAAGAGGAAACCAGAGAAGCUGCUGCAGCUGAAGAGGAAGGGAGAAGAUCACAUCUGCUGCAGCGCCGUGUCUCCGUGUGGAGGCUGGUUGGUUUAUUCCACCGUCUCCAGCGUCCGACUCUACAAGCUGCAGUACAGCAACAACAGCGUCAGCAUCACCAAGGUGUCCAAACUGCCCAGAGAGCUCCAGUCGGUUCACCAGCUCUGCUUCUCCGCCGAUUCCUCCAGACUGUUCGCCGCUUCCAGCCAGUCGUCUGUCGUCGUCGUCGCUCUGAACCAGCUGGAGUGUAAAUACCUGCAAACCCUCCGACACAAGUCCGGCUCCAGACAGCCGGUCCACCUGCUGUUUCCCAGCGAGGACGGUAGAUGGUUGGCUACGGCCAACACCGACUGUCAGAUCCACGUCUACAACCUGCAGAAGAUGAAGCUCCACUGUGCGGUCCCGGUGCACAGCUCGUGUCCCACGGCCAUCGCCAUCCACCCGACCUCCAGCCGCCUCGUCUCCGUUCACGCCGACCAGCAGAUCUUCGAGUUCUCGCUGCUGCAGCAGGAGUACACCGAGUGGAGCCGCAAGCUGCAGAAGCAGGGUCUGCACAGUGUGUGGCUGAAGAGGGACACGCCGGUCACCAGCGUCGGCUUCAGCCCCAGAAACCCGACGCACAUCCUCCUCAACGACACCUUCAUGUUCUGCAUCAUCGACCAGAGUCUGCCGCUCCCCGAGUCCAGGACGUUGCUCCUCAACCAGACGGUGCUGAGGAGUCUCCCCGGUCCGGAGAGAGCCCGGCAGAGCCACGCCUUCAAGAUCUGCAAGAACUUCCAGAACGUCCUGAGCGUGGCUCUGCUGGACGACCUCUCCCUGGCCGUGGUGGAGCGCCCCCUGCUGGACGUCAUGGCCCAGCUGCCUGCGCCGGUCCGCCAGAAGAAGUUCGCCACAUAAACGACCCUGAAGACGGACCUUCGCUUUGUACCACGUGUUUUGAUAAAGAAAUAAAUAGAAUAUUUACUGUUG